Molecule: messenger RNA, 1948 nt
Organism: Panonychus citri (citrus red mite)
Lineage: Eukaryota; Metazoa; Arthropoda; Arachnida; Trombidiformes; Tetranychidae
Product: pre-mRNA-splicing factor RBM22-like
Exons: 2
Coding region: 485-1612 (375 amino acids)
Cellular component (GO): U2-type catalytic step 2 spliceosome; Prp19 complex; U2-type catalytic step 1 spliceosome
Molecular function (GO): U6 snRNA binding; metal ion binding; pre-mRNA binding
Source: RefSeq, a predicted model, not a curated record
UCAGAAAAUUAAUUAUUCCAAUUAAAUGGACAAUUAACUCAACAAUCUUAAAUUAUGUGACACCUUUUGAAUACAACAGGAACAAAUUAGUCAACAAUUAACAAUGAAAUAAAAGCGUACAGGUAAGAAAAGGUUGAUUAGCUGUUGACAUCUUUAAUUACUCUAUUUCUGUGUUGGUUUGAUAGUCUCAGGCCCUCUGCCCUUUAUCAAUUGUGAAUUAUUAAUAGUGUAAUACUGAUGUCUAAACUAAUUUAAACAAUGACAAUCAAGUGAACAAUUAAGUGGAUAGUUAUUUGUGGUUGUGAUCGUGAGCCGAAAAAAACAGCUUAAAGUGUAAAUCGUGAGCUUUACCAAACAGCUGACAAGAGGAUUUCUUUUGUUGUAAAAUUUUAAUUUCGGUUUAUUUUGUUUGGUCAUUUACUUGGUUUUCUUGGUUUAAAUUGUGUAUUGAUUUUGUUUUAUAUAACUCUAAAUACUACGAAAAAUGGCCUUAUCCAAAGGUACAUCUCAUUACAAUCGGCAAGUUUGGGAAGAUUCAGAAUUUCCUAUUUUAUGUGAAACUUGCUGUGGUGAUAAUCCCUAUUUGAGAAUGAUGAAAGAACAAUAUGGUUCUGAGUGUAAAAUUUGUAAUCGUCCAUUUACCGUUUUCCGAUGGUGUCCAGGUCAUAAAAUGCGAUACAAGAAAACCGAAGUAUGUCAAACCUGUGCUCGAGCUAAAAAUGUCUGCCAAACAUGUUUAUUAGACUUAAACUAUGGACUUCCAGUUCAGGUACGAGAUAAUGUUUUGAAUAUAAACCAAGAAAUACCUAAAAAUGAGGUAAACCGAGAGUAUUUUAACCAAAAUUUAGAUGCAGCAGUUCGUGAAUCAGAUCCAAGUGAAGCCUGGGGACCUCAUAAAUCUCAACCUCCAAGUGAUGUUUUAGCAAAAUUAGCUCGUAAUUCACCUUACUACAAAAGGAAUCGACCUCAUAUUUGCUCUUUCUGGGUUAAAGGUGAAUGUAAAAGAGGAGAUGAAUGUCCAUUUAGACACGAGAAACCCUCUGACCCUGAAGAUCCUCUAUCAGAACAGAAUAUUAAAGAUCGUUAUUUUGGUAAAAAUGAUCCAGUGGCCGAGAAACUGUUAAAAAGGGUCGCUGAAAUGCCUCGACCUCAUCCACCUGAAGAUAAAUCAAUCACAACCCUUUAUCUUGGUAAUGUCGGUGAAAUUAUGACAGAGAAAAAUUUACGCGAUCAUUUUUAUCAAUUUGGUGAGAUCCGUUCAAUUGCUAUUCUAAGGAAACAAAAUUGUGCAUUCGUUACCUAUGUAACUCGAGAAGCUGCUGAAUAUGCUAUUGACAAAUCUUUCGGUAAACUUAUCAUUAAUGGACAGAAACUUGUUAUCCGUUGGGGUAAAGCUCAAGCCAAACGAGGAACCAUGGGCGAAGGAGAUAAUGAAAAAUCUAAAAUAAAACUUGCUCCCGUUCCUGGAUUACCAAUUGGAUCACCUGAUUAUCUUAUUCCAACUCCUUCAACCUCAUCUUCAGCUCCAUCAACAUCAUCAUCAUCCCAAGUACCAAUGAUUCACUAUCCAUCUCAAGAUCCAAAUCAAAUGGGCUCACAUGCUUUAAAAUAAUGAACGAAAACAAAGCAAAUUUCAUCAAAUUUUUUUUUUCGUUUCAUCAUUUAAUCGAUCAAUCAAUCAACUACCAAUUUUGUAUGCUUAUUUUUCUGUAGCAUCAAAAUUACAGCAAUUAAUCUGUAAUUUGUACAACUAAAUUAAUUGCAUCGAUCUACACAAAAACCAACUUAUCCAAUAACAUAAGUGUAAAUAACAAUAAAAAAAGAAAUCAAAUCUAAAUUGAUUGUUGAUUGAUUUUCAAAUGCUGUUAAAAAAAACUAAAUCAAGUUAAAUUAACUUUUCUAAUGAUUCCAGACAUUAAAUUUGAUUCGCAAUGAAUCAACUCACUAA